Molecule: messenger RNA, 432 nt
Organism: Carya illinoinensis
Lineage: Eukaryota; Viridiplantae; Streptophyta; Magnoliopsida; Fagales; Juglandaceae
Exons: 2
Coding region: 1-432 (143 amino acids)
Source: RefSeq, a predicted model, not a curated record
AUGGAUGACAGUAAUGUUUCUGCAUUCAAAGGUUCUUCUUUCAUGGCUCUCUUGGUGUAUUUGGAUAAUAUUGUAAUUGCUAGCAAUGAUCCUUCUUUAGUUUUUGCACUUAAGUCCUUUCUUGAUUCUAAAUUCAAGCUUAAAGAUCUAGGGAAUCUCAAAUAUUUCCUAGGGCUUGAAGUUGCUGGAUCAUCCACUGGUAUAUCUCUUUGUCAAUGCAAAUAUGCUUUAGAACUUCUCUCAGAUUCAGGUUUAUUAGCUAUUAAACCUGUUCAAUCCCCCAUGGACCAAAAUUGCAAGCUGUCCAACGUUGAUAUUGCUAAUUUAUUGGUUGAUCAUAGUUCAUAUAGAAGGCUUAUUGGUCGUCUCAUUUACUUGACAAUAACCAGACCAAACAUCUUUUAUGCUGUAAAUACACUAGUCAGCUCCUAG